CAAUUUUUCUUUUUCUUUUUUCAAAAUCAAACAUCUCAACCGUUAGAUCAAGAUUCCCCUCCCCCCAACUUCUUGAUCGGCGCAGCAAAAAAAACGACCUGGUCCACAAUCUUUCAAAGGGGAUCAUAAAAAUUACGCCACCUUUUUUAUGUCUAUUUUCGCUUUUGCCCCUCCAUUUUUUAUUUUUUCAAGUUCCUCGGCCUUUGUUACUUUCUGCUUAAUGGAAGGACCUUAAAGCUUUAUUUAUUUAUUUAUUCAUUUUCUCUGCAGUUCGUGCAUUUUUCGCCUGCAAUUUUUGAAAGCAGUAAUCGGUCUUCUUCUCUUUGUUCCCUUCACUAAACUUUUCUUCGUAAAGAGGCUAUUUUGAGAAGUUUUGGUUUCUGAUGUCUCCACCGCUGCUGGGCGUGGAGGAGGAAGUGCAGAGUAGUGUUUCUUCUCCCUCUGUUGAAUGUAUCUCCGAGAAUGGCAUGGGGUUAAAGGAGCGUAAUUAUCUUGGAUUAUCAGAUUGUUCUUCAGUUGACAGCUCGGGUGUCUCGAGUAAUCUGAAUUUGGCUACGGAGCUUAGGCUCGGUCUUCCUGGAUCACAAUCCCCUGAGAGAGAAACAGAGUUUUGCUUGUUGAACUUGGGAAAACUUGACGAGAAGCCACUAUUUCCUCUACUUCCUUCCAAAGAUGGAAUCUGCUCAUCAUCUCAGAAAAAUGUUGUUACUGGAAACAAAAGGGGUUUUUCUGAUACCAUGGAUGGAUUCUCUGAGGUGAAAGGCUAUGUGUACACUGAGAAAAGUUGGAUGUUUCAUGAAGCUGGUUCUGAUUCUGAAUCUCCACAAUCUGUGGGACAUGGAAAAUAUCCUGGUAAUUCAGGGGUUAAUGUGAUUUUGUCAACAAGGUCUCCUGGAGUUCAAGCAUCUGUAAAGCAAGAUGAGCCUGCAAAUGUGUUACAAGAGCAACCUCGUGCUACUAAUGGAACCAGUCUCAAGCAAACUGUCAUUUCUAACAACACCACCGGUGCACCUGCUGCCAAGGCGCAGGUUGUUGGUUGGCCACCAAUAAGACCAUUUAGGACUAAAACGCUGGCCGCUUCUUCAAAGAACAAUGAUGAAGUUGAUGGAAAGCCCGGUCCUGGUGCUGUUUUUGUCAAGGUCAGUAUGGACGGAGCUCCCUAUCUGAGGAAGGUAGAUUUGAGAACUUAUUCUACAUAUCAGGAACUGUCUUCUGCUCUUGAGAAGAUGUUCAGUUGUUUUACCCUUGGUCAAUGUGGGUCUCAUGGUACUGCCGGGAAGGAAAUCCUGAGCGAGAGCAGGUUGAAGGAUCUUUUGCAUGGAUCAGAAUAUGUGGUAACAUACAAAGAUAAAGAUGGUGACUGGAUGCUUGUCGGCGAUGUUCCAUGGGAGAUGUUUAUCGAAACGUGCAAGAGAUUGAAAAUCAUGAAGAGCUCUGAUGCAAUUGGAUUGGCUCCUAGAGCAGUGGAGAAAUCCAAGGCCAACAACAAAAAAGAAUUUGGAUAUGGGUGCUAAUUUCCUCAUGCCAAACCCGAACCAAACCGACAAUUCAGAGGUGAAAUCUGUAGGGUGUGUUGUGGAGAGUGAAAGAUCAUAUCAUGUUUCAUCUCAUCUAUAGUUUAGUUGCAAGAACAAUUUACUCAUAGAUAUCAUAUGAUCUCGUAGGAACCUGUAACGUUUAAGACAUGCUCUCUAUUGUGUGUUGAAUGUGUGUUUGAUCAUAAA
Gossypium arboreum is the source of this 1724-nucleotide messenger RNA. Its product is annotated as auxin-responsive protein IAA9. The transcript has 6 exons. Lineage: Eukaryota; Viridiplantae; Streptophyta; Magnoliopsida; Malvales; Malvaceae. The record is from RefSeq and is a predicted model, not a curated record. Gene Ontology annotation, cellular component: nucleus. Gene Ontology annotation, biological process: regulation of DNA-templated transcription. Gene Ontology annotation, molecular function: protein binding. Bases 384 to 1514 code for a protein of 376 amino acids.